Messenger RNA from Fragaria vesca subsp. vesca, 1558 nucleotides. RefSeq names its product protein TOO MANY MOUTHS-like. Lineage: Eukaryota; Viridiplantae; Streptophyta; Magnoliopsida; Rosales; Rosaceae. The record is from RefSeq and is a predicted model, not a curated record. Gene Ontology annotation, molecular function: protein binding. The transcript has a single exon. Bases 16 to 1305 code for a protein of 429 amino acids.
UUGCUGCUCUUUCUCAUGUGUUUUUGGGCGUUGGCCACGCCUUUCACGGUGAUAAUGUCUGAUUCAGACCCGCCCAACGCCCUGGUAGAUGGGCCGCAGACCGGGUUCUCCAUCAACAAAGACGGGGCUCGAACCGAUGCCCGUGAGCAAGAAGCCGUCUACGACAUCAUGCGCGCCACAGGCAAUGAUUGGGCUACGGACAUCCCAGACGUGUGUCGAGGUCGUUGGCAUGGAAUCGAGUGCAUGCCGGACAAGGACGAUGUCUUCCAUGUCGUUUCACUCUCAUUUGGGGCCCUGUCCGACGACACCGCCUUCCCGACCUGCGACCCAACCCGGUCUCACAUUUCAGAAUCCAUCACGAGGCUCCCUUACCUCCGGACCCUUUUUUUCUACCGUUGUUUUAGUUACAACCCGCAACCGAUCCCGUCAUUUCUCGGCCGAUUGGGUCCCACUCUCCAAACCCUGGUGCUUAGAGAUAAUGGACAUGUGGGUCCCAUACCUGUUGAGCUGGGAAAUCUCACCCGUUUAAAGGUUCUCGACCUCCACAAAAACAAUCUCAACAGUUCAAUUCCGGUCUCACUAAACCGUAUCACCGGUCUAAGGUCGUUAGACUUGAGCAGCAACUCUCUAACCGGUUCAAUACCCAAUUUCAGCUUCCCUAUCUUGAGCAUCCUUGACAUGAGCCAAAAUCUUCUAGCCAGUUCAAUCCCCUCUUCAAUCGGAUCAUGCCUUGCUCUCCUCAAGAUGGAUUUGAGCCACAACCGGCUCACCGGAUUGUUACCCGACUCCAUGGGCGGCCUAAAAGACCUCAUGCUCAUGGAUUUGAGCUACAAUCGCCUCAAGGGUCCUCUCCCGAUGUGGUUUGGAACCCUGGUGUCUCUUCAAACUCUAAACCUCAAAGGAAACCCUAUGGGACCAACGCAAAUUCCAAGUGAAGGGUUUGAAGGUAUGAAGGGGUUAAUGAUUCUAAUCUUAUCAAAUAUGAAUCUACAUGGUCCUAUACCUCCAUCGUUAGGUAACUUGCCAAGCCUUCGUGUGCUUCAUCUUGACGGGAACCACCUGAAUGGUUCAAUCCCAAAUAGCUUCCGAGAGCUUAAGAGCGUCGCUGAGUUGAGAUUAAACGACAAUGGACUAGUUGGGUCAAUUCCAUUUGGGAGAGAAAUGGUUUGGAGGAUGAGAAGGAAGCUUAGGCUUUACAACAAUUCAGGGCUUUGUUAUAAUGCUAAUAGUGGCUUUGAAGACAAUUUGGAUUCUUCUUCCAGUUCUGGGAUUGGUCCAUGCGAACCACCGAGACCGAGGCCAUGAAGAUUGAAGAAUAGAAGCCAUUCAAAUCUCUGGUACAGUUUACAAGUUUCUUUGUUGAGCUACUGCAACAUAAACUAAGGCACAAGAGUUUCCUUUUUGGCUUGAAAUAAUGGGCAUGUACAUUGUACAGUGUAAUAUAUACUUGGUCAUCCCAAAUAAUGAAAAUAUCCUUCAACUGCAAAGCUGUAUGAUGAUCAUGUUGAUACAAGUAGAACAGUUUUCUUGAUACAAGUCAUAGAACACUAGUAGAUCA